Loa loa (African eye worm) is the source of this 438-nucleotide messenger RNA. RefSeq lists its product as hypothetical. The record is from RefSeq and is a predicted model, not a curated record. The coding region runs from base 29 to 382 and encodes 117 amino acids. NCBI's taxonomy places the organism in Eukaryota, Metazoa, Nematoda, Chromadorea, Rhabditida, Onchocercidae. The transcript has 2 exons.
UUUGAAAAAAAAAAGGGCUCUCAUCAGUAUGGAAAUUUUUCUGUUUGCUUGCACCGCGACAUUGUUAUUUGCACAAGGCUCGAGUUCAGUUAUGAGGCAAAAAGAAAAACUUGGCCAAACGGUAAGAUUAGAAUUUGGUGAUGGUGUAAUGGAUAUUCAAGCCUCAAUUCCGAAAUCUCAUGAUGGCCAGGUAGAUCGCAUGGAUAUUCUGAAGGACGGAAAGAUCACUAAAUAUGGCCGUGAGAGAUACGGUGGUCGACUGUCAUUCAGAAAUGGUACAUUAAUAAUUAAAGAUUUAACUGCAAGUGACACAGUCUCGUACUUCUACUUUUUUCAAGGUGAUCCGAAAAAGCCAGCGGCAAUUGAUCUUAUACUCGAAUAAAGUAUUUUGAGAUCACUUUGUCAUAAAAAGAAUAAAACAUUGAAUUAAUAUAAACU